Molecule: messenger RNA, 1545 nt
Organism: Alternaria infectoria
Lineage: Eukaryota; Fungi; Ascomycota; Dothideomycetes; Pleosporales; Pleosporaceae
Exons: 3
Coding region: 1-1545 (514 amino acids)
Source: RefSeq, a predicted model, not a curated record
AUGAGCGCUCCGAUACUCCCCGUUUAUCCGCAAUGGGUUGCGCAGACCCUCACACCCUACCUGCGCUACGCCUUCAAGCACUUGUUGCGUGACGAUCUCGACAUUGAGCCGUACGUCCAGCGAGCGCUCGAGACCUCUAGUUUCCAGCCCAAAUCUUCUAUCGACGGCGACGAUCUCUUUCUUGAGCGCGUGUUCUUCGCGAUCGAACGUAGACACCAAGGCCUCCCAGCCGAGCUUAAUGGACUCACGGAUAACCUGCAGCCUCUGGCGAGGUUUCUCAUCCGGCGGGCGCAGCUAAAGGGACCCUACGAGCUGCUGCAUCGCAAUGCGCAGCCCAGUGAAGCAUGGAAGAAGUACGAAAGUGUACGGCUCAUGCAGAUUGCGCCCGAAAACGCGAGAGCAAGACCGCCCACGAACCACGAUAUCGACCCUCGUUUACUCUACGCAAACCCGGGCGACUUCACUGAACCUGGGCUCUCGGGAACCUUGACUGUUCCUGAGUUGCAGCACUAUCAACGUCGAAACCAAGAGAUCGAGGCAUUCUGGGCAAGAAGACAUGAUCAGCUUCCCAAUCAGCAGCAAAGAUUUGGACUACAACACCCGUCACCCGGCUCUCAAGGUUCUCUACAAGGUCGUCAACACGAGAUGAUGUCGCCAAUUUGGCAGAGACAGUCCAAUGAUACUGUGAACGGCCCGGGAUUGCCGUACGCACCACGCCCGGCUCUUCAGCAGCAUCCUACUCCGGAUUACGUACAGCAGACCGGACAGCAGCGGAGUGUAGUACCAUCCCAGCUUCCAACCCCUGCACCGACUCCUACGGCGCAGAUGUAUGCACCGGCUCAGUCCAUCCAACAGUACUCCCCACAACUGGGUUCUUACCAGCCUACGGGCUAUUCAUCUUUAGCACAGCCGCAAUACCUCCAGCCACGCGAGGCGCCCACGGCACCAGAGCUCAAAAUCAAGCAACACAGCUUCCCUACUGCGCCUCGGUCUCAGCCCACGCAGUCCGGAAAUACUGCCAACCGUCGUCGCAAUACUCAGCCUGGCCUCCCGACUCUUGCUAGACCUGCCGGUAUCUCCAAGUCCGUUCCUCAACCCCACGCAAGUACUGCCACACCGGACUGGACCGACACAGCUCAGCUUGCAGCUAGCAUGCCGGCUUUCAAAAGUCUCCCGAAAGCUGAGAAGGUAGCCAAAAUUCUGGAGAUCAACAGAGCUAUAAAAGCCAAGAACCCUACUGCGCUCACGGCGAUAGAUCAGUUCCUCCUUGACCAUGGUGUCGCUAAAGAAGACGUCACUGCAGUGGGAGUAGUAGGGCCCGAUGGUAACAUAGUGAAGCCACCAGGUCAACAAGCGAUAACCGUUCCGGCACCGGGCUAUCCGACUCAUCCGGGUGUGCAUGCGACUCCAUCGGGUAUGCCAGCCUUCGCGCAUCAUCCAGGCUAUUCGAACAUUACGAGUUCGUUCCCUCAACCGUCCUAUAACCCACCAACAAAAUCUGCACCGGCCAGCAAGCGAGGGAGGAAGAAGAAGGAGAAGAAGUGA